Molecule: messenger RNA, 858 nt
Organism: Protopolystoma xenopodis
Lineage: Eukaryota; Metazoa; Platyhelminthes; Monogenea; Polystomatidea; Polystomatidae
Source: the annotation of a GenBank genome assembly
AUGGAAGAGGGAAAAUGGAGCCGGAAGGAGCACCGGCCUCUGAGCGACUUUUUCGUAGGCUCCCUGCCUCUGGCUCGAGGCGGAGCCUCUAGACAGAGGCGUCAGGCGGCUCGAGUUGAGGAGACGUGUUCGGCCGGCCCCUCGCAGGCUCCGACCGAGCCCGCCGCCGCGAGUUCGGAGGCCGUGGAGGAGCUGACGGCGGCCACGGUCCUGGCGCGAAGAGACGAGCCCCUCGAGGAGCAGCCGACUACGAGCGAGUGUCUUCUGCCCAGUUUCACCGGGCUCCAGUUGGUUCGUUUCACUCGAGGCGACCUCUUCAAGGCGGUGGCCCGCCACCUUCCCGCGCAGCCAGCUCCGACGGGUUGCGAUCUGGAAGGGGACGCCGACGCUGAUUGGUUGGAACGGCGUCUCCUCGACUCAGGCUGCAUUCGCCUCGACGAGACGAGGCCGGCCGGUUUCGCCGUCGAUCUCACAAAUCUCCUGCCCGAGUCGUCAUCGACGCCCGGCGACGAGCCGACCGUCGGCCGGCGAAGACGCGCUGCGAUGGCUGUCGCCGCCCAGUGUCCCGAGGGCGGAGUCCCGCUCCGUCAUCUCGCCUACUUGGUCGUCUGCGAGGCUGACUCGCUCGGUACCGCGGCGCCCGGCCGGCCCACGCACCGCUGCUCCCUCCAGACCGUCCUCAGACCGGCGGCGGUCCGACGCCUCGCCGACGAUUCCGCCGGUCUCGUCGGCUGCCCCUUGCUCGGCCGGUUCGGCCAAUCGCCCACCACGCCGCUCACUCUGGCCGACCUGAUCGCUUUCGCCAUUCGCCGGCUGGACGAGCUGCCUGAAGACUUGUUAGUUGCCAGCACGUCUUGA